Trichobilharzia szidati is the source of this 2489-nucleotide messenger RNA. NCBI's taxonomy places the organism in Eukaryota, Metazoa, Platyhelminthes, Trematoda, Strigeidida, Schistosomatidae. The record is from the annotation of a GenBank genome assembly.
AUGUCUGUUCCAGACCUUUACUUAACGGCUGGUACUACUUUACUCUCGUACCAUGAAUAUUGGAUAUUGGAAUAUAAGGUUACCGGGGGGAAUUUUGAAUGCUCAAGAUUUAUUAUUAUGAAGCGUUUAGAGAGUUGGAAAAAGCCACAUGAAACCCCUACAGAAUGGCGUGUAAGACGGAUGUUUUUAGAGAAGAAUUUCGAUAGAAGGCAACCUGAACGUUUGGAAUGUCUCUCAAAUUGUUUUACCAAUGUAAAGUUGUAUGGAGUUUCCUAUCCAUUAAAAGUUAUGGAGGAGAUCGAAGUCCUGGGUGAAGGGAUCGUAGAAGAAGCCACUACAUUUCAUCAAAAUAAGAAGCGAAGAAUGUAAUAAGCUGUAAAUAAGUGCUACUAUAUUUUUUUUUUACCAGAAUGCAAGUGACUGUGUUCUUUCUUCCUGACCAGUCAUAUAUAGUGAAUUUAGAAGAAAAUACAAUAUAUUAAAUUUGCGUUUGGAAGCAUUUUUGAAGUGAAUUAUUUUCUCACGCUCAUAUUAGUGUACUUCGUAGAAUACUAGCGGUGUGCAAGAUAAUAGAUGGUGUAUUAGCGGUGUAAUCUUCCUUGCAGAGAAGAGUGUCAAGUGAUUUUGCCUACUCUCAGCUUAAGAAUAAAUGCUUCCGUUUUUAUCUAUCAGACUAGUGUGAAGCAUCAGUUCGCAUUAUCUUGGUUUUCAACCGAGACCCUCUUCACCUUCCCUGUAGUAUCACAAACCAUCAUAUUAAGUCUAGUGGCAUGUGUUUAUUCUGUUGAUGGUAUCAAAGUUGUAUCUAGCUAUGCAAAUUUACACUGUAAUGAUAAACUGUCGCAAUUAAUAGUUUGUACAUCGUUUUAUGUGGGAUUUCAUUCAUGAAAGCUUCGCAGUUUAAGUGCAGGGUAUAGCACCACAUAUCAUACUAUAUGUAUGAAAAUCACUGAAUGAUAGCAAUCAUUACUAUCUGACAACAUGGCUGUGGUCAUUCGUAAUUAGUAUUUCCCAUAUGGUACGCAAGCCUGAAUUCAAGCAGAGCAUAUUUCAAAUAGCUUUCGCUUUCUUGGGUCAUAUAGGACUUGGUCUUACCAUAAUAUUUUUGUGUUCUAAGUCCAUUUUGCAGUUCUGUAUUUAUAAGCAAACGUAAGUAUUUUGUUUACACUUGUCUGCUGUUCAGUUAUCGAACCAAGCUAGAUACCAGUUCUUUGAAAGUUCAGGCAAACGUUACUGCUACAUGACCCUAUGAUGGUGGCAAGUAUGAUCAUUUGUUGUUUAGAAUACUAAAUGCAUAUGUCAGCUUGAUGCCCAUCGAUCAAUUGCAGCAGACGGCAAGAAAAGGCAAGUUAAUUUCUUUGAUUUUAUCUUUGUCAUCGCCGGCAUUCCGGAGGAAGAAGUAGAGAUGCGAAUCAGUUAUGUGAAAAGACACUGAUUUUGUUGAUAUUAGAUUUAAAGUUUUAGGCUGGUAAAGGUUGGUCAGUCAAUAGGAUGGUGAACAGUAACUGACUAAAAAGACCGCCAUUACUGGUGAACACGGUUAGUAAAAGAUUGGGAAAGUUAACACUGUGGUCAGGCCAAAGUCUGGCAUUAAUGUAUGAAGUUAUAAAUUGUUAAUGAAUGUCACAGGUGUGGACUAGCUGGAAUGCAUAUUAAAAGUUGGUUGUUGAAGACUCAAAAUUAUUCACAGUGGCGCAAGUUGUACACCGAUAAUCUUCGAAAUUUAGAAUAUUUUCACCAUUCUUCAUUCAGUUAUUUUCCUUUAUCACAUUUACGUGCCUGUACCUAUAUUUAGAUGUAGGCCAUUGGGAUAAGUUUAUAAGUUAUCGUUCUUCGGAUUCAGUUGUUUGGCGCAGAUUUUUCAUCUACUAUUAGCAACGCUUAUAGUGCGAAAACUGGUGAUGCUACUCAUUUGGCCAGGGUGGAGUAGUUGCCUAAUAAUCCGAGUGAUAUAGUCAAUGAACCAUAUCACCGUUAUUGAUAGGUUCUUGCAUCGAUGUCCCUUAUUAUUUAGUUUGAUUUAAUAUUGUGUUUGUUGCUGAUCCACUUCAGAAACUUGGGUACUGACUUUUUACUAAAGAAGGGUAUCGUUGAAUAUGCAGUCCUUCCAGGCGAAGAUUCUGAAUAAAUGUGGAGUCUUCUGAACGCCUUGAGCAACAAUGUUUGAUAUGCGAUUUGUCCGCGUCAAAGCAAAAUCAUACUGCAGGACUUGUCUGCACCAAUUCCUGGUUUAAGGAUAGCGAGCGUAAUGGUUGGGUUUACUAACUACUUAUUUGGCAUGUUGAUAGACUGAUUGCUGACAAAAUCUCAUCUCGGACACAAAAAGCUGAUGAGUCAUUUGCCAAACUGCGUCAUCUCUGGCAUGCACGUGAUACCAAAUUAUCGGUGAAAGGAUGCGUGUACAGCACUGCAGUUCGCUCCAUGCCCCUUCACGGCUAUGAAACUUAUCACUUGAAAGUGAAAGACAAAGAGGUUAUCCGUCUUUGACC